Molecule: messenger RNA, 1687 nt
Organism: Miniopterus natalensis
Lineage: Eukaryota; Metazoa; Chordata; Mammalia; Chiroptera; Miniopteridae
Source: RefSeq, a predicted model, not a curated record
CCUAACCAGGUGGCUUUGAGCAGCUUACAAACAAGAUGCUGCAUUAAAACACUUGCGGUUCAAAAAACAAGCACCAGGCUGUCAGCCCUGCGUUCUCGAGGGAGAGUUUACAUGGACUAUAACGCAACCACCCCACUGGAUCCAGAGGUCAUCCGGGCCGUGACCGAGGCCAUGCGGGACGCCUGGGGAAAUCCCAGCAGCCCUUACCCAGCAGGUCAGAAGGCCAAGGACAUCAUCGGUGCAGCUCGGGAAAGCCUGGCCAAGAUGGUAGGGGGGUCGACUCAGGACAUCGUGUUCACGUCUGGGGGCACCGAGGCCAACAAUUUGGUGAUCCACUCGGUGGUGAGGCAUUUCCACAAAAGCGAUGCCUCAAAGGGGGGCACGGCCAAGCAUCCCAGCCCAGCAGAGGGGGCCAAGCCCCACAUCGUCACCUGCACCGUGGAGCAUGACUCCAUCCGUCUGCCCCUGGAGCACAUGGUGGGGGAGCAAGUGGCCGAGGUCACCUUCGUCCCCGUGUCCAAGGUGAGCGGGCAAGCAGAGGCUGACGACAUCCUGGCAGCCAUCCGCCCGGCCACCUGCCUCGUGACCGUCAUGCUGGCCAACAACGAGACGGGCGUUGUCAUGCCCAUCCCUGAGAUCAGCCGGCGAGUGAGAGCCCUGAACCAGGAGAGGGCGGCCUCGGGGCUGCCUGCCGUCCUCCUGCACACGGACGCCGCGCAGGCCCUGGGGAAGAGGCGCGUGGAUGUGGAGGACCUGGGCGUGGACUUCCUGACGAUCGUGGGGCACAAGUUCUACGGCCCCAGGAUCGGAGCACUGUACGUCCGAGGACUUGGGGAACAGACCCCCCUGCACCCCAUGCUGUUCGGAGGUGGACAGGAACGGAGCUUCAGGCCGGGGACGGAGAACACCCCCAUGAUCGCCGGCCUCGGGAAGGCCGCCGAGCUGGUGACGGAGAACUGCGAGGCCUACGCGGCCCACAUGAGGGAUGUGCGCGACUACCUGGAGGAGAGGCUGGCGGCCGAAUUCGGUGAGAAGAAAAUCCAUCUGAACAGCCAGUUUCCAGGGGCCGAGCGACUCCCCAACACAUGUAACUUCUCCUUCCGGGGACCCCAGCUCCAAGGCCGCGUGGUGCUGGCGCAGUGCAGGAUGCUGCUGGCCAGCGUGGGGGCCGCGUGCCACUCAGACCACGGGGACCGGCCGUCCCCAGUGCUGCUGAGCUGCGGCAUCCCCUUCGACGUGGCCAGGAACGCGCUACGGCUCAGUGUGGGCCGCAGCACCACCCGGGCGGAGGUGGACCUCGUGGUGCAGGACCUGAAGCAGGCCGUGGGCUGGCUGGAGGGCCAGGCCCGGAGCUGAGGCCGCCCCCAGGGAGCCUCCGAGGACCCAGCCAGGGUGGCUUUUCUUACGGAGUCUGUGUGGGCAGCGGUCCCCUCCCCUGUGUGCGGGUCAGCGGGAAGCGGGUCCACCGGGCCCACGGCAUAGGAUGCAGCCAGCCACGUGGACCUGUCACUGUCACUGCUGCCCAAGCACACGAUGAAGUGGGAACACCUUGGCUGAGACCACACCCCUCCUUAGAAGGGAGCCUGUGGUGAGCACCCCCUUCAUGGAAGGUGGCAUUUUAUCAGGAAAACAAAGCCCUAGUAUUUAUAAUUGAUUGUUGUGAAAAUAGGAAACCUGGUGUUUGCUG